GAAAUUUCUUAAUAAAUUUCUGUAGCUCUCUCAUGAAUAUUAAAACUAUGGCAUCCACAGCCAAAGAAUGUCAAACCAACCAUUAUAGAACUUUCAAAGCUUCUGACUUUAGAAUAAAAUGAUGAAGUCAAUAACAUAAAUAUGAACUACUUCAAGUUACAAAAAUUUUCCUUCUGGCAAAGCUUAUGGAUUUCUCACAUACCUUUCUCCUCUUCUUCCUCUUCAUCCUCCCCACUUUAUCCACAGCUCAAAGUUGCUCUAUUUCCAAGUGUAUGAAGGACAACUUCGGCAUCCGAUUCCCGUUCCGAAUUCCUGAGCUGCAACCUGCAAGAUGUGGCUAUCCUGGUUUCAACUUAGCCUGCAACGACGUGGGUGUGUCGACUCUAAAUCUAUCGUCUUCAGAACAAUUUUUGGUAAGAAACAUUGAUUAUGUUGCUCAACAGAUACAGCUCUAUGAUCCAGAUGUUUGCCUUCCUAAAAGGCUUCUUCUUCAAGGCUUCAACUUCGAUCUCUCAAAUUCUCCAUUUCUGCUCCCUUUUAGUAAGAAUUUCACCUUCCUAAGCUGUCAACCUCAAUUUGCAACAUCCCGAUUUCCUGUCCUUAGCUGCCUUAGCAACUCCACCAGCUCGGUUGUGGCUACUUCUUCCAUGAGUUAUGUCAGGUCAAUGUCAAAGUCAAACUCUUGCAGGAUCAUGGCUAAUUUAACUGUCCCAGUUGCGUACCCAGAUGAGGCCAAUCAGUUUCUAACCGACCACUAUGGUGAUCUCCUGCUAACUUGGAAUAGCCCUGCUUGCAGUAUCUGCGAAACAGAAGGCAGGCUUUGUGGGUUCAAAAGCAACAGCGGCCUCGGCAUUGCCUGUUUCAAUAAGUACUCAACAGGUCAAAAUUUUACCCUUUGUUGCUAUUUCCUAAGUUCAUGUUCUUCUUUAAACUCUUCAUCUUCUGAAAUGGAUGAGAAUGCAUUGUUCGAGGAAAAUGUAACGACCUAGUUUUCUACUUAUCCUAAAGUCGUUACGGUAUACCUAUCAUUUUAGGCUGAAAUAAUCAUUUAAAAUUUUAUCAUAAAAACAUUGCUACGAACUUACAUGUUUAUUGAAAGGUCCUUAAAACACUUUAACAUGAGUCAAAAGAACAUAAGUAAAAUAAAACAUAAAUGCCCUAUA
Molecule: messenger RNA, 1163 nt
Organism: Cucurbita maxima (winter squash)
Lineage: Eukaryota; Viridiplantae; Streptophyta; Magnoliopsida; Cucurbitales; Cucurbitaceae
Product: putative RING-H2 finger protein ATL21A
Exons: 4
Coding region: 186-989 (267 amino acids)
Molecular function (GO): polysaccharide binding
Source: RefSeq, a predicted model, not a curated record